AUGAAAAGUUAUACGGUCGAGAGGCGUGCCAAAGAUGUGAAAGAACUAAUAGAAGAUACGUAUACCCAUCAUUUAGGACAAGCCAAUGCUGAGGAAAUCACUUUCUGGAAUGAGCUUAUAGACCAUUGUUUAACACCAGAUUCUGGCGCUUUCAGUAUAGAAUCUGAAUUAAAAGAUAACCUGAACAAUUUACGGUUGUAUUGGUUGAUGAUUAUGGCUAUAUCGAAUACAUUAUGGUUAAUAACGAUCACAACCCUAGCAUCACAGGCAGAAUUAACCGUCUUUGGAGCCAAUCCACUUAGUUUGGUAAUCCUUGUAAUAUUCAGCGUAAUCUUUGUCAUACAAUUCCUGUGUGUAUUCGUACACCGUUUUCAAACAUUCACUCAUUUCUUGGCUAGAGCCCCGUAUCGUUGUAACAAGGAUUAUAAAUCCAGUGUAUGGUAUAAAGGAAUAGAUUUACAAGAUCCUGAAGACGUUGCUGCGAUCAGCAGUGUUCGGGAUGCUUCAAGACGAGCGCAGAUCUCUCAGCAACAAAGACUCUUACAAAAGAAAUUCAAUAAAGGAUUAAACGACGAAAGACAGAGAUUAUUGUCUUGAUGAUAUUGAUUGAAGGAAGGUGUGUUUCAGCUUUAUAAAAGCAGGAAUUGUAACUAAAGCUUCCCCCUGUUUAACAAUAUAUCAUAUUUUGUAUAUAUAUAUAUGUCUAUUGGCCGAGAACUCCUUAAUCUACGAACUUCAAGUUUAUAUAUUUUUUUCAACAAUAGUCUGAUUUUCAAGAUAUUUUGUCAUUAGCUAUACCUCAAACCUUUCAAUAUAAAGGUAUAUUAAACUGUAUCAUGGACAUUUGCGAUCCAAAGUAAAAAAAGCUUGGUAAAACAGGCAAGGCGAGCUUUAUUAUAAGGCAGUUGUUAAUUCAAGUACGAAUAGGCAAAGUGGGGGCUAGAUAGAUUUAUAAAAACGUAAUAGAAAAGAAAAACAAUUCCAAUGUUUCUUCGCUGUUUCAAAGUGACAUGUCAUUUGCCAUCAUUACGUUAUGGCCGUGUAUCAGCAAUGAUUGUAUCUUUAUUAAAAUCAGAAUAUUAAACAAAAACAAAGCUC
Molecule: messenger RNA, 1098 nt
Organism: Lottia gigantea (owl limpet)
Lineage: Eukaryota; Metazoa; Mollusca; Gastropoda; Lottiidae
Exons: 4
Coding region: 1-597 (198 amino acids)
Source: RefSeq, a predicted model, not a curated record